Anopheles aquasalis is the source of this 1364-nucleotide messenger RNA. RefSeq names its product ornithine decarboxylase 2. Gene Ontology annotation, cellular component: cytoplasm. Lineage: Eukaryota; Metazoa; Arthropoda; Insecta; Diptera; Culicidae. Gene Ontology annotation, molecular function: ornithine decarboxylase activity. The record is from RefSeq and is a predicted model, not a curated record.
AGAUGCGAAGUAGUGCUCCGUCGUGGCAUAUAAAAUCAGUUUCUACCCUGGCCCCCAUCCGUGCGGUCGUUAGUGACACACGAAAGCGAAAUGGAUUUGACGGAUGUUUGUGCCGCUGUUUCCGUGCAGGGAGCGCUCGAUCAAAUCCUCAAGGAAGGGCCCCACGAUCCGGCUCCCACCAACCUACUGGAUCUGGACCGAAUCGUGCUAAACUAUCGGCGCUGGUGCGAGCAGCAUGCCGGCCUGGUCCCGUACUACGCCCCGAGCGUCAACAAUUAUCCGACCGUGCUGGCGCUGAUGGCAAGACUGGGUUCGGGGUUUAGUUGUGCCUCGGAGGAGGAAAUGUGUACCGCCCUCUCGUUGGGCGUACCAGCGAAUCGCAUUCGGUUCGUGCAUCCGGUGAAAACCGUUGAAUCGAUCCUGUUCGCCAAACAUCACCACAUCCGGCGCCUCGUCGUUGACAGUGUGACCGAGAUCGCGAAAGUGCACCGACAUUAUCCGGACGCGCAGCUUCUGCUUCGGAUUCGUUUAUCGCGUGAGCAAAAAUAUGGCUGCUGCCCCCGGGGUGACGCACCGGCCAUCUUAGCUCACGUCAAAGAGAAUGGAAUAGAGCUGACUGGCCUUUACGUGGCCAUUCCGGCACCGAAUCAACAUCAGGUGGAGGCACUCCAGCGAGCACUAGAGCAAGCGAAGGCCCUAUACGAGCAAGCUUGCGGACUCGGUCUCACCGAAAUCCGCGAGCUGGCCGUCGCGGGCGCAGAAACCAUCCCUUCAACGGCACUCGCGAGUGCGAUCACAAACCUCGGACUACCGUCCACUGUCAGCUGCAUCAUCGAAACGGCGCGCCGGUUUGUGGAGAGUGCCGUAACGCUCGUCGCCAGCGUUCAGUCGAAACGGAUCGUCCGUGAUCCCGACCAGCCGGAGCUAAUCCGUGAGAUAAUGUACUUCAUCAACGAUGGCCGGUAUGGGUCGUUCGAGUGGUGGAAACCAGUGGCCAAGGAGCCCACCGUCUACCGUAUGAAUGGUGCACGACGGCCACUGCCAGCCCAAGUGUGGCCUUCCUCGGUGUGGGGUCCAACCUGUGAUUCGGCGGACGUAGUGUUCGAGCAAGUCCAUCUGCCCGAGCUCGACAUUGGAGACUUUCUGGUGUUUGCCGAUGUCGGUGCGUACGGUGGAACGCUUGCUUCCCAGUUUAACGGCUUUCCACUGCCACGGAUGAUCGCGUGCGCCCACAGUAGCUCGACCAGGGCUCUCCUUGGUAUCGACGCUAACCCAUAGCAUCCACUAGGAACCGUGUGGCCAGUGUCUUGGAGGAGUUAAAUAAACAUAUUUUAUUAUUAGAAAUACUAAAAUUACAAACAAAA